Botrytis fragariae is the source of this 805-nucleotide messenger RNA. RefSeq names its product putative glutathione s-transferase protein. Lineage: Eukaryota; Fungi; Ascomycota; Leotiomycetes; Helotiales; Sclerotiniaceae. The record is from RefSeq and is a predicted model, not a curated record. The transcript is spliced from 2 exons. The coding region runs from base 83 to 805 and encodes 240 amino acids.
UCUCUCGUCCAAUUCCUUUCUAUAUAUCUUUCCAUUCCUAUUUCUACCCCGCAUUACAUCAUCACACCUUAAGCCCAACAAAAUGACAGACAACACACCCACGUUUCACCACCUCAAUGACUCACAAUCUCAACGGAUCUUCUGGCUUCUAGAAGAACUUUCCAUUCCCUACAAUCUCCAACUCCAUACCCGUAAUCCCGCCACCGAUCCCAAGGCUCCUUUACUCGCACCACCAUCUCUUCAAGCUACCGGUCAUUACGGAAAAGCUCCUUUACUCAUCACCGGUCCCAAAGAUGGAAACCGCUAUAUCCCCGAAUCUCUCGCCAUAGCCACUUACCUUAUCCGUACUUUCGAUUCCGCUGAUACCUUUGGUCUCCGUAAUGGCGAUUGGAUCCGUGAUGAAAUGCUCAUUUCUAUUACCUUGACUGAUUUGGGAAGAGCAACAAAUAUGAUGUUGAUGCUUGAUUUCAAUGCUAUAGCUAAUGGAGCUGGACCUAUGGGGAAACGAUUUGAUGGACCUGCUUUGAGGAAAGUAUUGGGGGAUUUGGAAAAAGAGUUGAAGGAAGGUCCUGAGGGAGGAUUCUUAAUGGGAAAGAAUCCGGGGAGAGCGGAUAUCAUAUUGGAAUUUCCAAUGGCGUUGAUUAAACAGAGAGGAUGGGUAAAUUUGGAGAAGGAGUUUCCGGCUUUGGAUGAAUGGUUAAAGAGGUGUUAUGAGAGACCUGCUUGGAAGAGGAGUAUUGAGAAGGGAAAUGGGUAUGAUUUUGCUACAUUCCCUCAAAAGGCACAUUUGCAAGCGCAUUUGUAG